Molecule: messenger RNA, 2495 nt
Organism: Cyphomyrmex costatus
Lineage: Eukaryota; Metazoa; Arthropoda; Insecta; Hymenoptera; Formicidae
Exons: 4
Coding region: 1-2391 (796 amino acids)
Source: RefSeq, a predicted model, not a curated record
AUGAUAAUAUCAUUACUAAUCAGAAUAAUUUGCAAUGACGUAUCUGCUGUGCAAUCAAUUAUCUUGCCUACAAAGGACUUUUUCCGCGUGCAAGACAAUAACACGUGCAAAAAAGAAACAGUGGUGAAAAGAUCAAAUUUGGAUGAGCAAAUUUUCAAUGAAAAAUUCGACAAAAGUAUAGAUUUGAAGGCUACGUUUGAUUCUGAAAAAGAAGACACUAAAUCUUUAGCACAGAAAUUAGCGAAGAAAACUCUCGAAUCACCGCAAUUACAACGUAAUAUAAAAAAAUUGGCAAAUAUGAGAGGGACUUUACGUAAUCAUUCUAACAUGAAUAGUUUACCGGUAGAUAGAAUAAAAAAUAUACAUAAACCAAUAAUAAGUAUAAGAAAACUGAAUAAAUUAUUAAAUCGUAAUGAAGAGGGGAAAAAAAAGAGAAAUGAAUAUGGUUUAAAACAGUACAAAGAACAUCCUUGGUUACGCAAGCAAACUCAUAUUAAGAAGAAACGACAAAAGGUAAAUCUAUCUGCUCCUAAUAUUAGAGCAAAUAAAAAAAUUGUGAAUAACAUUGCUGAACGAAACUUUCUAAGUGAAAAUGACAGUCGCUCAAAACAAAGGCAUAAAAAAAGUAGUGAAAUGUCAAAUAAGAAGAUUAAACACUUAAUGCAAACAAAAAAUUUUAAAAAGAAUUUCAACAAUCAUGGAUUUGAAUAUUUAGAGUAUUAUAACGACAAUGCCGAACCAAUUAAAAUGCAAUCAAAAGAUGAGAUUGGAAACGACCGAGUCAUUAGACAAAUCUCAAACGGUUCUCUCUUUACCAAAUCAUUCAUAAAUCGUUUGCAAUUCAAGCAGCAAUUCGCAGACAGAGAUUCGUAUGACAAAGAUUUAACUUACGACUAUGAAUUGUUAGAACCUUGGGAGAUUGAUCAUCCCGUAAUUGAUCAAGCAAAUAAAGAUAACGCGUCUACAUAUUUGCCGAUACUGACCGAUCAGCAAACUAUUUCAGGAAAUUUGUAUAUCUCCGAGGUAACACAAAAGGAUUCAACGUUUAAUCAAUUUCAAGUAUCAAACGUCAAUCGACCUAAAGAAAGCAUACACAUCAAUGAGAUGAAAUCUCCUGAUGAAAACUUUAUCAAUCCUGAUCUUGAUCUCGCGAAAAUAUUUACUACCAGUGCGGAUACUGUUCUUGGUCCACAAAUCGAAGUCGAACAUACUCCUAGUGAUGUGCUACAAUAUCAGGAUCUAAGCGUACCUCGUCUGUAUUCAAAUUUAAGUAUUAUACAAGAAAGAAGCAAACCUCAAGAAAUGCUAGUGCUCUAUUCCGGUACUUCGAUGGAUGUUCCGCACAUCCUUCGCAAAAUUCCGGGAACUUCGAAUGUCUACACCGCUGAGAAGGAUGUUGGACCUACAAUAGAGCGUUUAUCUAAUGAUUAUGUUUAUCCUAUUAUUUCCACGAGUCAAGCCAUGCACAAAAUUAUCGAUCAUGCUCCGGUAUUUUCUCAAUCAACUGUCAAUCAACCAAUAGAACAUAUCUUGAUUCCCGAUCGAGAAAAUGGUAUCAAACAAAGUUUAUACAACAAUGGUAAGAAGCAAAGGUUAAUUGAAGAAAAACAAAAAGCGAUUCGAAUUAUUCAUGGACAAUUCCAGAGCGAUAAUAGCACAAAUAAAAAACAAACUAACGACCAAAUACGUGAUGAUCUUGUACCUGUGAUUUCAAUAAAGACAACGGAAGAAAUACAACGUGCAAACGUUUCUGCGACAUUAAACGAAACCAAGGAAGUUGCUAAUCAGAUAUUAGAGAAAAUUAUUGACGAAUUGGAAGAAAUGAAAUCAAAUCAAGCCAGUGAAAAUGAACAGAUAGAAGGUUUGCCCUGCAAGAUAUCAGGUUCAUGGAUAACUAUCCAGGGUGGAGUGCGAAUCGACAUAAAAGUUACUAAUCAUACCAUAAACGUGACGCUCGCAAAAUUGUCACCUCCGCCCGCUCAUCAAGGUUUGUUGGAUCCCGCCUGGAAUUUAACCGGACAUGCACCUUUUACAAAGGGUGAACCGUUUUCCUUGCUUGCCAUUGACAAUCGCACGAAAUCUCUGGCGGUGUUCACAGGUGCGUGUAGAGUAUGCCAGGGUAUCGACACGAUAAUGGGUGUGUGGUCAAUUGCCCAUAGUCCACAGGAUUGCAGAGAGUUUCAGAUAGCUACAAAUAUUUAUAAUGACGUGUUUCGUCGAACUAAACUGUCAUCAGAGAUGAAAAGACAACAUCAAGAAAUCGUGCGAUUGCUUCAGAAAGAUAACAAGAAUAAUGGAACCGAUAAAAUCUCGACAAAUAAUAUAGUUCAACAAAAUAGCACGUUACUAUCAAAUAACACGCUGCACAAAACAGAAAAGAAAAAAACUUAGAUAUCUCGACGAAAGUGUAAGAAAAUGCUAAAAAGACCAAAAAAUUCAGCGCUAAACAAAGCCUUCUAUAAACCAACAAUAAUUUAUAUAAACUCAAGAAAGUA